Messenger RNA from Lindgomyces ingoldianus, 1062 nucleotides. RefSeq names its product kinase-like protein. The record is from RefSeq and is a predicted model, not a curated record. The transcript is spliced from 4 exons. Bases 1 to 1062 code for a protein of 353 amino acids. NCBI's taxonomy places the organism in Eukaryota, Fungi, Ascomycota, Dothideomycetes, Pleosporales, Lindgomycetaceae.
AUGUCUUGGGGUCGAGAAGGCCCCAAAAUGGAACUAAGCCGCCUGGGGGCUGCAGUACAUCUCUUGUCCACAUUAAUCCUCGGAUGCACAUGGGAUGGGCUUCAUGUAGAGAAACGACAAUCGACGAACGGCAAAGUUGAAUCAACGAAUGACGAGGUGUCGAGGAUCCGCGUGACGCGCCAAAUUCCCGUCACUUCUUCUUCAUUCAGAGCAGUAAUGGCCGACUCGCUUUCUCCUCCAUCUGGAUCAGCGCAAGAUGAAGCGGAAAUCCCUCUGGAUGCUAUCAACCUCUUUCCCCGCAAAAUCGGACCGAGAAUCUUCCAUUUGCCGGGCAGAGGCGCGAUCUUAAAAGUUGGGAGAAGUGUAAGGAUGGCCGAAGCUGAGGCUAUGCGAUUCGUGUCCAGCCGUUCUUCCAUUCCCGUACCUGAAGUAUACGAAGCGUACGAAAAAAACGGAAUAGGGUACAUCUAUAUGUGCAAAGUUGAAGGACUGCAGUUGGGGGAGACUUGGUCGUCGUUGUCGUACGAUAAGAAGGCAUACAUUGCAGAUCAGCUUCGAGGAUACGUGACAGAGCUUCGCGAUAUGCGCGGGGACUCCUAUGGCGCGCUUUGGAAUCAACCUAGCGCAGACAUCUUCUUCUCACACCUAUGUCUGAAAACACAUGACAACAAGCAAUACGGUCCCUUCAAGUCAAGAGCCGAAUACAAUCAAGGCCUAGUCGAGGCUCUUACCAACUCUCGUCCCAGAGGCCAACUUGGGGAAUCAGAAAAUAGCAUCAUCGCCAAAAUAUCAGCUUUGACUGAAGACGCCAAGGUUUUCUCUCAUGGCGACCUCCACCUCGAUAACAUCCUAGUCGAUGGUAACUGCAAGAUUAUGGCCAUCGUUGAUUGGGGCUCAGCUGGCUUCAGCAUACCAGGCCGAGAAUAUUUAGAGGCUAAUCUACGAGCUCGACAACCCGAAUGGAUCAAAUUACUCGACGAUGUAUUCCCCGAAGAUGCAAAGGCGGAGUAUCAUAUAUUGAAAGAGCUAGAUCGAGCGCUUGUAUUAUACAGUGGCUUUUAA